CCUGACAAAGCUUUUGCACAUUUCUCUCUGUCUCUCUCAUCAAAAGAAGAGAGAAAUAAUUUCUUUUUUCUUUUUUCUCAAAGGGAGAAAGCAAAAAUCUCACUUUAGAUGUCUCCCUAUUAAAUGCCUCUCCAUUCCCCAUUCUCUCUAUACAUCUCAACGACACGAAGAAGAAGAAGAAGAAAUCGAGACUGAAAUCUCCACUACUGCCCUUUGCUGCUCUCUUCUCUUUGGUAUUAUGUUGUUGCUCGCUGCUUAGAGAUAUGCUUCUUUCAACGAUCUUUGCUCUUCAUUCUUCACUCUUCACCUCGUACUGGGCGUUGUUUGCAGCUUCCAAAUGAUGAGUGUUCAAUCAUCUUAUUGAGUAAUUUUUAGGCAGAGAAGGAGAAAAUUAUUUUUAAAAAAAUAAUAAUAAAGAAAAAUAUGAUGAUGAUGAUGAGAAGAAGGCUCGCUUGCUGCACCUGGGAUAGAGAAAUAAGCCUUGACUUCGAUGAGCAAGAGAGGAUUAUGACAUAUAAUGGCCUUGAGAGCUGCAUUCAAAACAACCAAUCUUAUGAAAAUGAAAGUGGCACAAGCCAAGGAGAUGGGUGUAUGAGUGACUCCUUUGAUGAUGAUGACUUGAGCUGUUCUUCUACCAAAGAUGCUUUUGGAUCAUUUUCUUCUAAUUCUAAAUGUUUGACAAUGAAGAGGGAUGAGCACGGUUUGGAUGAUUGGGAGCUCACAGAAAGCCCCCAACAUUUUUAUGUCAAAGCAAAACCAGUUUAUACUACUCAAUUUUCAGAUGUAGAGACGAUGAGGGAAAAAUUUGCAAAGUUAUUAUUGGGUGAAGAUAUAACAGGAGGUUGUAAGGGCCUCACUACUGCAUUAGCAUUAUCUAAUGCCAUUACUAAUCUUGCAGCUUCAGUUUUUGGGGAACUGUGGAAAUUAGAGCCAUUGCCUGAAGAAAACAAGAAUAAAUGGCGAAAAGAAAUGGAUUGGUUGCUCUCUCCUACAAACUAUAUGGUUGAGUUAGUUCCUACAAAGCAAAAUGGCGCCAAUGGCAAGACCUUAGAGAUAAUGACUCCAAAAGCUCGUGCAGACAUCCAUGUGAAUCUUCCAGCACUUCAGAAGUUGGACUCCAUGCUUAUUGAGACACUGGAUUCAAUGGUGAAUACUGAGUUUUGGUACACAGAAGUUGGCAGCCGGGCAGAAGGUAGGACCAAAAGCACAAAGCAGAGCAAGAGGUGGUGGCUUCCAUUCCCACAAGUACCCACAACUGGGCUUUCUGACUCAGAAAAAAAGAAAUUGCUCUAUCAGAGUAAAGUUGUCUAUCAAGUCUUCAAGGCUGCCAAAUCUAUCAACGAAAAUGUAUUGCUUGAAAUGCCUGUGCCGACCAUUAUCAGGGAUGCGCUACCCAAAUCUGGCAAGGCAAACCUCGGCGAGGAACUCUACAAGAUCUUGACUGUAGAUUCCAAAACAACUGAGGAAAUGCUCAGUUCUCUUAAUUUGAAAUCUGAACACAGUGCACUUGAGGCCAUUAACAAAUUGGAAGCUGCCAUAUUUGCAUGGAAAGAGAAGAUUACAGCACAAAUAAGUAGUAAAUCCCCCGUUCGAACAUCUUGGUCCUUUGUUAAGGACCCUAUAUCAGAGUUUGACAAGACAGAGUCACUGUUGGACACAGCAGAAAUCCUUCUGCAGCAAGUCAAGGCCAGAUAUCCAAAUCUUCCUCAAACAUUUCUUGAAGCUACAAAAAUCCAAUAUGGCAGGGAUGUUGGGCAUUCAAUACUAGAGGCAUACUCCAGAGUUCUUGGGAAUUUGGCCUUCAGCAUAUUGUGUAGAAUAGGUGACAUUUUACAGGAAGAUGCUUCAAGCAAUCCGAAUUCUCCAGCAACAAUCAGUUACUUUCCAAGAAUAAAUGUAUCAGGAAUUCCAGAAACUCCACUUCAUGUUCUUCACUCGCGACACUCAUUGAUCGAUCAGAUGAAUAAGGUGGAUGGGAAGUACCGUGAAUCUGAUGCUUCAGAUAUAGGAUUCUCUUACAGUGAAGAAGCAAAAACAAGCUCUGUAAAUGCAACACCAAGUAGAAGCAGAGUAUGGUGCAUUGGUAGAGAAGCUUGUAUAAGUGUGUCUCCUAGUAAUUCACCUUGAUAAACCAUAACUGUUUGACUCAAACCAUCUUUUUCUUACUCUAAUAGAAGAUGUUUUUAUAUGCCAAGCUUAUGUAGAUGAUAUGAUUAUAUGAUUAAUGAAAUAUGUAGAGGUUGAUUUUUGCCUUC
Messenger RNA from Manihot esculenta (cassava), 2255 nucleotides. RefSeq names its product rop guanine nucleotide exchange factor 14. Gene Ontology annotation, molecular function: guanyl-nucleotide exchange factor activity. The transcript is spliced from 8 exons. The record is from RefSeq and is a predicted model, not a curated record. NCBI's taxonomy places the organism in Eukaryota, Viridiplantae, Streptophyta, Magnoliopsida, Malpighiales, Euphorbiaceae. Bases 424 to 2127 code for a protein of 567 amino acids.